Molecule: messenger RNA, 1739 nt
Organism: Contarinia nasturtii (swede midge)
Lineage: Eukaryota; Metazoa; Arthropoda; Insecta; Diptera; Cecidomyiidae
Exons: 4
Coding region: 372-818 (148 amino acids)
Source: RefSeq, a predicted model, not a curated record
CCUAGAAUGCAGCUUCUCUUUGUCAUAUUAAAACAGACACAAAGGGAAAACAUAGGGAAAAAUCACCGUUAAUGAAAGAGAAUAGUUGGUUGAUAAACACAACUUUGGCAUUAAGAAACGUCAAAAUAAAAAAUGGCAAUACCAAAAAAUAAAAAGGAAAAUUUUAGUCGCUCCCCUCUGAUAUGAAGUAAGCUUUUCGAUAAGACUUCACAACAAUUAUUUCGUCGGAAUUAAAAUAUGAAUUAAACUUUAUAUCUAUGUUUAUUGUGGAAAAAAUAUUAUUGUAAAAUGAAAAAGAAUACGAAUAUAAUUACUGUGUGGUGUAUUUACAAUCAAAAUGUAAUAAACAAACAACAAUUAAAAUAAUAAUAAUGCAAGGUCAAGAACCUGGAACAUCUAAUGAUAGAUCAUAUCGAUUGAAUAGCAAACAAAAACUGAGUCGCGAGGCCAGUCCGAUUUCAUUGGACUUACAAAGACCACUUAUCAUUCCAUCAUCUGAAAUGUGGAUUGAUGUAGGAGUUCAAAAAAGUUUCAGUACCAGUGAUAUCGCUUAUAAAACAGAAACGAUUAAGCAUAAAAAUAGAACAGGCAACUACUCACUUUCAGAGUUUGCUUUAAAUUCCAUUCAAAAUCAAAGUGCGCGAUUAUCCCGAAGCUAUUCCACUUGGGUGUCCGUUGGUGAUCAUUCACAACUUCCCUCGCCACAUGGGCAGCAAAUGUUAUCUUCACAACAACAACUUAGCGCAUUAACACAACCUUUCACUGCUACUGACCUAAUAAAAUCAAUGAAUAAGAAGUUUUUUUUCCCGACAAAAUAGGUCAAAAACAAUUUCAUUGUUUAAUUAAUAAAUUACUCUUGGUUAACUCAUUCGGUGCACAAAUGCGCGCUGGGGGUUUUCCGGUUUGACCCCCACCUGAGGCAAAUUUUUCAAAAUUUACCCCCAGGUAAAUUUUUAGGAGAUUUACCUGUUUGACCCCUCCUCUGAGAUUUUUUUUCUCAGAUUUGCAAUAUAAAUGUAUCACCCAGUACAAAUCCGUCGAACAAGUCGACGACAGCGAUUUGACAGGUGGACCACGCGAGAAACUUAUCAAUCCCUAUUAACAAAACUACACUUGACAGUUAUUGUAUUGAAUUUUGUACGGGAUUUAUUUAUUAUAUAAAUAUAAAAAAAAAACAAUGUGAAAUGUGAAUAAAAAAGAUAAAAAAUUAAUGUCGUGACGAAUUAUGUGAAAAAAUAAAUAUUAUAUUUCAAUUACUCAGCGGAAAGUAUGCUUGAAUACGCGUAUACCGCUGCACAGCGGUACCAAUAUAUACAAACACAUAAAGGUCGACCCGCUUUAAAAAACAUUUCUAUUUUUUACACCUAAUGACGGCUCAUUAUUUUUGUUUUUAUUUUAUUAAUGCGUGGUAUUAUUGCUCUGCUGUGCAGCAGCAGCAGGAACAUAUGGAGGUUAGGUGUCCUCCUGAGUCAAUUUUAUUGUAUUAUUUUUUUGUAGUUCGUUUAUUUAAUGCACUUUUGAAAAAUUAACAAAAAACAAAUGAGGAAAAUUGAUUUAUUGUUUUAUUUUAUUUAAAAUAUUUUCAUUUAUAAGUUUCAUCGUUGUGCCAAAUUUUCUGAUAUUUGUAUCAAAUGUGGAACAAAAGAGUAUCAUAUAGCGAACAGAAAUUUGAAACAACGAUGAAACUUAUAAAUGAAAAUAUUUUAAAUAAAAUAAAACAAUACAUCAAUUUUCCUAAU